AUGUUUGACACGCUGCGUAAGCGGAUUGCAGCGCCGACCGACUCACCGCAGCCAAAGUCUACUGGCAGCCCCAACAGUAAUAAUAGUAAUAGUAGUAGUAAUAGCAAUAAUAGCAAUAAUAGUACCGGCAGUGCGAGCGAGAAUGGCGCGAGUACGAGUUCGCUGGAGGCACAAUUGCAGCGGUACAAGAAGCAGCUCAACUCGGUCGUCCAAGCCUACAAGUCGCUGCAGCGCGAGAAGGACGCGCUCGAAGCGACUCUCAAAGUGCUGACAUCGACGUCCGACAGUGGCAGCGCGGCCAGCAGCAGCAGCAGCAGCGAACCGAGCUCCAGCCAGCCAAGCUCAAGCGCGAGUAGUGCUGCUGCUGCUGCUGCGACUGCUGCGACUGGACCCGCGCCGACCAGCAAGCAGCACGCAUCGUCACGUCAGGACGCACUCUCUGGAGCAGACUUGUCGGCGGGCGCCGCGGAUGACGGAUCUGCUGCUGGUCCGAUGAUGGGCGGUUCGACCAACACGCUCCCCGCCAAAGAAGACCAGGCUGAUGGCGAGGACGGUUCGAGGCAAAGCGACACUGCAGCAGCCCGGAACGAUCGCGCGGAUCAUGCCAUGGGAGCGGCCGAAGGGUCUGAGCAACCUCAACCUGAGCAAUCUGAGCAAUCUGAGCACUCUGAGCCAUCAACGGAAUCGUCUGAGCAAUCCGAGACAGACACGUCCAAGCUCAUUCACAAGCAUGAGGCUGCUCUGGGCGAGCUUCGGACGCAGCUUGCACAGGCAGAUGACAAGAUCAAGACGUUGUCGCGCGUAAUCAACACAAUCUCGCAGGAGAAGGCAAACAUUGAAGCAGGCUUCAAGGAAGACCGCAAGGAUUUGCUCGCGUCUCACAGAGCAGCACUGGUGGAUUUGCAGCGCGAGAGCGCAGAGCUGCUCGAAUCAACCAAGCGCUCGCACACCGCGGAGGUUCAGACACUUCGUAGCAGCUUGGCCGAAGCGCAAGCGCUUGUCGCCCAGCUUCAGCAGCAGCAGCAGGAGCAACAGCAAGCAAGGCAACAGCACUCCCAGGCGCCCUCGAUCGGUAUUGCCGAGAUUGCUCGCCUCGAGAAGGAGCGCGAUGCCCUGAACGCAAAGCUCACCGCAAGCCGCGAAGCCACCGAAGCCACCAACGCUCUACUUGUGCAAGAGCGCGCUCGGUCGGAUCUCCUGGCCCAACAGCUUGCCGAGGCCGGUGCACAGAACGCGUACUACAACACGGGCGAUCGCUCUCGGCUGGAGUCUCGAAUCGCCGAAAUGACCGAGAUUGUUGCCGAGCUCGAGUCCCAGCAUCGGUCGGACGUAGCGACUGCAGCGCAGCUACGCGAAACCAUCAGCCAGUUGGAGUCCCGCCCUUUCCCCGCUGCGGAGGGCUGGGGCGACUCGGGCGACUUGUCGACCCCGCCUGUCCGCGUGGUUUUGAGCGCAGUCCCGGUUCGCGCCAAGCGCGCACCUUCCGCUGCCAAGGCAGUGCUGCAGUCGCAAGCAUCGGAAGAAUCCACCGGCAGCUCGCCUUCUCCGUUGUCGGUGAUUGGCGACCCUCUCGGAGUUGCAGAACACCAGGCAGCUGAAACCCCCGAUUCCGCCUCACCAGCGAAAACUCCGUAUCCUGACAGCGAAGAGGCGCUCUCGACACCGGCUCCUGCACCAAAUAACAACAGCAUUGCUUCGCAAGCCAUUUCGGCCGAGUUUGAGCGCUACAAGACUCGGGCGCAGGCUGUGCUCAAGGGUGCCAAAUCCCGCGAGGCCGCGUUGGUCAAAGACGUGGCCAGCCUGAAGCAGGAGGUGCUGCAUGCUAAAACUGCUCUUGAGCGUGCGUCUGCAGAGCAGCUUGUCUACCGAGAGCAAGAGCGCGUGCGGUUUGAGCAACAGCUGCAAGCCAUGUCGGCUCGGCUCCAGCAACAACAAACAGAGGCACUGCUCCAGCGCGACGAAUUGCACGAGGCUCGCGAAGCAGAGACACACGCAGCGAUGGACCAGUUGCAAGCCACCGUUCGCGCGAAUCGGGAGCGCACCAUUCAAGUUCUCGCAGAAAAGGACGGAGAGGUGCUGCAACUGCGAGAUACCCUGCGCAACAUUUCUGAACGCUUCCCCGACAUUGUAUCGCAAGCAAUGGUGCGCUCGCAAGCGCAGUUUCUGGUUUCGUCCGGUGACGAGCCCAAUCAUGCAGCGCCGCAGUUUUCUACCAGCAACGUCAACGGGUCUGGACGCUCGACGACUUCCGGAGGCAUGCCGUCAUCGACUGGUCUCAAUGGCACAUUGUCGGGCGAUGCACCAGCUUCAAACGGUCGUCGCCACGCCAGCGACAACACGGUGCUCCGGGACUUGGUCGGACGACUUGCCGAUCCGAACGGUCGCUCGCAUCAGCAGCAACAAGCUAGCCAAGCCUCUGGUGUGGAGCUGCUUCUGCAACAGCAACAGCAACAGCAACAGCAACAGCAAACGCUCUUCCCGUUCGGCGAGGAGGAGGUGGCUCGUCAGGCGCAACUGGCAGCAGACGCUCUGCUUGCUCGGUCGAACUCGAACAACGCCAUCCACCACAUGGAUGCGCGAUCGGCUUCUUCCUCGCAUAGCGACAGCAGUGCCUCGGUUUGGCCAGACAGCGGAGCAGUUUCACCACCCAACAGCGCGCGGGUGGCGAGCGAAAUGAACCACUUGGUGCAUCUCGCCACCAUGCAGGCCAAACGUGACGAGGAGCUUGCUGCAGCUCGGCGCUCUCGCCGAGAGCUGGAAGAGCGAGCGGCGGAGGUCGAAGAGCGCGAGCGCAAGCACCUCGAGCAAAUCCAAGUCCUCAAGGACGAAAUUCGCCGUGCCGAGCGCAACGACAAGCGGUCGAACGUGAACCUCGAGUAUCUCAAGAAUGUUGUUGUCCGCUACAUGGCCAGCCCAACGGCCGCUGCCAAGCAGGAACUCGUUCCCGUCAUUUCCGCUGUUCUUGAGAUGAGCCCCAAGGAGCGUCAGGCUACCGCCAUUCAUUCGCCUUUUGCUGCUGCUGCUGCCACUCCGCCUCAGCCACCACCGCCGCCAUUGCCGCACUCGCUGCUCCAGUCAUUCGGCAAUGGCACUGGCGGCGUCAAUGCAGUCACCGUCGGCGUGCUGCUGCCAUUCACGCUCGGCGUGCUCGACUCGGAGCCGUUCGAAACCGCUUAUGAAGUUACUUUGGGCUUCUUGAUGGCGUUGUACGACCUCCAGCCGCUACUCUCAGACGCUGGGUUGACCGUCAACCCAAUCAUUCGCGAUGACCAGUCCACACAAAGCUCGUCCUUCAUCCAAGGCACUGCGCUCAUCGAGACAGAUGAUGCGAUCGCGGUCGUUGGUGAAGUCGACAGCGACUUGUCUCUCCUGCUUGCAGGCCUGGGUGCAAAAUUCAGACGACCCAUCAUCUCGCCAGUGUCCGGAAACCCGGCACUGACAUCUGCAACCCACUACCCAACGUUUGUACGAGGCGGAAUCAACGACAACGCCCACGUUGCCGCGCUCUGCAGCGCCAUCGAUGCAACAGGGUGGGACCAGGUCGGUAUCAUUGCGUCUGUCGAUGCGUUUGGGCUGGCAACGUACUCUGCCGUCUCGCAGUGCCUCCGCGACCUGUCCGCUGGAGAGCGACCAGACAUCCAGGUCAUGUCCUCCGAGUUUAUUCCUCACACCGUCACUGCCACGACCAAGCUUUCGAUUGACGAGACCAACGAUCGCAUUCAACGGUCUGGCGUGCGCGUGAUUAUCUUUUGCGGCAAGCCGAACGUGUACGACAACUACAUGAAUGUCUCGUCGCAAGCCGCGCAUGACUUUUUUGCAAGCACCACGUUCUUGGUGGCGCACGCAGUCUCCACGUCGUCCAUCGGAAGCACUGGCGGCGAGUACUUUCCGCUGCCUUCUCCGGCCACCGUGCGUGCUUUGCGAGAUUCAUUCGGGACCAUCCCAUACUCGGGAGUUCAUCUCGAUACCUUUGCGACAACACGCAUUGCUGUCAUGUCGCAGCUCGCCAACCCGUACACUCAAGUCAACUCGUGGUUUGCUGGCUCGAACAUUGCCAUCAAGCCCUUCCAAGGCUUGCGGUACGCCCCAACGUACUUGCUCUAC
This is a messenger RNA of Capsaspora owczarzaki ATCC 30864, 4104 nucleotides long. RefSeq lists its product as hypothetical. The transcript is spliced from 8 exons. NCBI's taxonomy places the organism in Eukaryota, Filasterea, Ministeriida, Capsasporidae. The record is from RefSeq and is a predicted model, not a curated record. The annotation marks the transcript as partial. Gene Ontology annotation, cellular component: Golgi apparatus.